This is a messenger RNA of Geodia barretti, 822 nucleotides long. The record is from the annotation of a GenBank genome assembly. NCBI's taxonomy places the organism in Eukaryota, Metazoa, Porifera, Demospongiae, Tetractinellida, Geodiidae.
AUGGGAUGCUGGCAAUGCUGUCGGUGCCGGGGUAGCGAUCCUGAGCGGCAUUGUUUCAUUGCGGAGGAUGAUGCGGGCAAGGCGGUUGGCUACACGCUGGUGGCAUAUGAGCAGCCGAUUUCGAGGGCGGUGGCAAGUGGUGGGGUGCUGGCCGAACAUCGGGGGAAGGGCAUCGGAAGGGCGCUGCUCCGUGAGGUGAUGCAGUACGUUGAGGGUUUGGGUGUGGAGGCGUUGCAUAUGGAGGCGAGCGUAGCCCAUGCCGACGUUAAUCACAUGCUUUCAUUGCAUGGCAUGGAGACGGUCAAGAGCCUUUGGCAGAUGCGGUGGGAGAGCGAUGAAGUGCCUGAUGUGAACUUGCCAGAGGGGUUUGCGGUGCGGUCACUUGUGGCGGGACAGGACGAGCAAGUUCUGACCGAGUUGCAGAAUAUCUCAUUCGGGGAGAACUGGGGUUUCAGCCCGAACACGGUGGAGCAGAUACGGGUGCGUGUGGAGCAUAACAGGGGUGGGCCGGAAGGCAUCAUAUUUAUCACCGAUGAUGGCACCGAGCAUGGGAAGCCUGCUGCGUACAACUGGACGAUGUUCAUAGAAGAUGGGGCGGCUUCGAGCGGCAUUAUUGCCAUGACAGGGGUUCACCCGGAUUACAGGGGUCGGGGUAUCGGCAGGGCGGUGGUGACGGCCGGCAUCGCAUAUCUGGUAGAACGCGGCGCGGCUGCUGUGGAGCUUGAGGUUGACUCGGAGAACGCGCCGGCGAGGGAACUCUACCUGAAUCUCGGCUUCCGCAAGGUGAGCGGGAGCGUGUGGUACGAGAAGAGGUAUCGCUAG